Lytechinus variegatus (green sea urchin) is the source of this 1857-nucleotide messenger RNA. Its product is annotated as WAS/WASL-interacting protein family member 1-like. The record is from RefSeq and is a predicted model, not a curated record. The coding region runs from base 143 to 1105 and encodes 320 amino acids. Lineage: Eukaryota; Metazoa; Echinodermata; Echinoidea; Temnopleuroida; Toxopneustidae. The transcript has 2 exons.
GAGAGCCAAUAGAGUCCUGAAAGAUCAACUAGCCAAGUACAUUGCAGACCAAGGUGGAGACUGGGAUAGCCAUUUACACCAACUUCAAUUGGCAUAUAACUCUAGUGUACAUUCUACCACUGGGUUAUCACCCUACUUCAUAAUGCAUGGACGAGAGGCUAGGACUCCAGCCAACGUCAACUUCCCAACGCCAGCAGCUACCUCACAUCCUACUUCGACUCCAGAAGGUUACACAGAUUCACUGAAUAAACGUCUGUCUACAGCCUUUAGAUUUGUGAAGGAGCAUACAAGGAAAGCACAGGUAGCCCAACAGGAACAUUAUGACAAGAGAAAUAGGACUAUCACUUAUUCCACAGGUGAUCUGGUUUGGUUACAUGAUCCGGUGAACGUGCGGAACAAGCUAGAGCCGAAUUGGAAGGGACCAUAUAAAGUUCUAUCAUCAUGUACUGAGGGACUGAACUACAAGAUUUCUAGGAACGGAGAUGUAAAGAUUGUACACCACAAUCGUUUGAAGCCUUUUAGGUCAAGGAUGGGAACUCCUACUUCCUCCUUCGGUAAACCUACUUCCUCCUUCAGUACACCUACUCCCUCCUCCAAUACACCUACUCCCUCCUUCAAUAUACCAUUUUCCUCCCUUAACAGGUCUACAUCCUCCUUCAAUAGGCCUGCAGACUCUUUUGAUAUUUGGUGGCAACCACAAAUACCACCAAUUCCACCCCGCCAGGCAGACGAGGGUCAACUACCAAUUCCACCCCGCCAGGCAGAUGAGGGUCGACUACCAAUUCCACCCCACCAGGUGGACCAGGGGCACUUACCAAUGCCAGCCCCCCAGGUGAACCAGGGGCAAUUACCAAUGCCAGCCCCCCAGGCAGCCGAGAGGUACCCGAUACCCAUCCCCUUCCCCCAAGAGGAUGGAGAACAACUACCAAUGCCAGCCCCCCAGGUAGACGAUGGAGACCUGAUACCCAUCCCCUUCCCCCAAGAGGAUGGAGAACAACUGCCAAUGCUGCCAUGUCAGGCAAAUGUUGAGCAACCUCCACGACGAUCGCGAAGUGGACGUUUAUUAAUACCACCUAGGAGAUUAAAGGAAUAUGAUACUUCGUGAGUAAAACAUUAAUCAUUUGGAAGCGUAUUUGACUCAUCAUCUUAAAGAAAACUGAGAUAUAUGGAUAGUCUUGUGAUUAAUAUUGGAACUAAAGGACAACUACUGUAUACAGAUAACUUCAUUUCGCUGGAUAUUACAACGUGACUGACAUAGUAUGCUGGAUUAACAGAGAUUGAACUUUAAUAUGCAUACAAUGAAUGGAAUACGUGAACUUAUUUAUCCACACAUGACCAAACAGAUGCAUGAACUCAGUUUUAAGUGUAUCAAGACAUACCAUUGGAUGCAUGAACUCAGUUGAAAUGCAUGCAUUAUAAAAUUUUGUUUGCUUUAUUAUUGUUUAUUCAUAAUGGUCAUGGUCAUUCGUCAUGUGCUAGAUGAAUCACAUAUUUCGUUAUAUGAAAGAACUCCAACGAGUCAGAGAUUGAUGACCGUCAGACUUUAAAUUUUGUUUCAUACAUCCUUCAAGUUUGAACUCUGGAUCACAUCUUUUUGGAAAUAUUUGUCUUCGCUUCGAGGAAGUCUUUAAGUUUGAACUCAGGAUCAUAUCUUUUUGGAAAUAUUUGUUUUCGCUUUGAGGAUUACAGUCAAAUACAAGGAAUUUUAACUCUGGAACAUCAAACUUCGAGAAUUUGAAGGAUUCAGCCACGAUAGGUAAUACAAUUAUACAGUGAUAGCCACAACGUUCAGGCAGAAUAAUCCUGAGGCUAUCUACUGCUGGUCUGUACCCUCGCUCUACAGAUCAGAUAGUUUUU